Molecule: messenger RNA, 1983 nt
Organism: Drepanopeziza brunnea f. sp. 'multigermtubi' MB_m1
Lineage: Eukaryota; Fungi; Ascomycota; Leotiomycetes; Helotiales; Drepanopezizaceae
Biological process (GO): peptidyl-proline hydroxylation; regulation of translational termination
Cellular component (GO): cytoplasm
Molecular function (GO): L-ascorbic acid binding; peptidyl-proline dioxygenase activity; iron ion binding
Source: RefSeq, a predicted model, not a curated record
AUGAAGCGCAAGGCAGACACCCAACCGGGCAGCCAGGACGGCAAAGGUAUCCUAAAAAAGCGAGCGAAGAUUGUCUUGUCCAGCGAAGAUGUCAAGAAGAGCUUCCGCAAAGGCCUUUUCGCCAAAGACGUUCUCAGGAAGUACGGAGAGGAUUACGCAAAGUCCGAACCGUAUAAACAUGGCGUCAUCACCUCCCUCAUCGAUGAUGACCUCCUCCGCUCGGUUCGCGACGAAAUUCGCGAGAAUGUCCAGUUCACCCCAAAGGAAACGGAUAUUUACAAGAUCCACCAAUCUGGAGACUUGGCCAACCUCGACGGGUUAGAAGAUAGUGCUUUGGAGAAGCUGCCAUCUGUACUGAGGCUGAGAGAUGCAAUGUACUCUUCCCAGUUCCGGAAAUAUGUUUCCAAGAUUACAGGCUCGGGAGAGCUGAGCGGACGGAAGACGGACAUGGCGAUCAACGUGUAUACACCUGGAUGCUAUCUACUGUGUCACGAUGACGUGAUUGGAAGCCGAAGAAUCAGCUAUAUCCUGUACUUGACAGAUCCGGAUAUACCCUGGGAAGAGAAAUGGGGUGGUGCGUUGAGAUUAUUCCCUACGACUACCCAUGAGGAUGAUGGGGUUACGACUAUUACGCCAGAUCCUGAUACUAGCAAGAUUAUCCCUCCUGCUUGGAAUCAAUUGAGCUUCUUCGCAGUACAGCCCGGUCUUAGCUUCCAUGAUGUUGAAGAGGUUUAUCAUGCGAAGAACGAGAAACAGUUGGCGAAGGAUGGUAACAGAAUCAGGAUGGCUAUUAGUGGAUGGUUCCAUAUUCCUCAGAUUGGAGAGGAGGGAUAUGUGGAGGGCGAAGAGGAGAAAUGGGGAAAGAACAGCAGCUUGAAGCAGUUGCAAGGUAACCCGGAUCGAUACGAUAUGCCCAAACCACAACCGAUUACAGUUGACCUUCCGACCGAAUCGAAUGUAGAGGGAUUCGAUGAGGCGGAUCUCGAUUUCUUGUUGAAGUAUAUGGCUCCUACCUACCUGACUCCGGAUACAUUGGAGGCUAUUGCAGAGCAAUUCGCGGAGGAGUCUACAGUUACCCUCGAUGGUCUUCUCUCCAAAAAGUUCUCAAGUAGAGUACGGGAGUACGUUGAAGCUCAAGAAGCAUCUCCACUCCCUUCCAGCAGUACCGAGAUUGACAAAGGUCCCUGGAAAGUCGCUAGGCCGCCACAUAAGCAUCGUUACUUGUAUCUUCAACCGUUCAGUAGCUCGACUGUCGACAAGGCUUCCCUGGAAGACCCGAUCAAGGAGUUGACUGAAGUCUUUCUUUCGAGUCGACAAUUUAGGCAAUGGUUGAAGCUGGCUACGAAGGGCGAGAUUGAGAAUUACGAUAUCCUGGCUCGAAGAUUCCGGAGAGGUCUCGAUUAUGCUCUCGCUACUAGCCAUGAAGGGGAGCCGCGAUUAGAGCUUAGUCUUGGCCUAACCCCGACGCCUGGCUGGGGUGCUGAGGAGGAUGAGGGAGAGGGGGCCGAUGAGCAUGAGGAAAAGGACCCUGCGCCUAAGAAGAAAAGCAAGUCCAAGAAGAACGGGGACUCGCAAACGAAUGGCAAGGACAAGAAGAAGGAGCCUGAGCCUGAACCUGAACCUGAGGAACCCAAAGAAGAAGAUGAUGUCGGAGGCUACGAGACCUACAUGGCUGGCGACGAAGAUGACGCAGCAGAUGCGGCCGUGUACAAAGCUGCUACGGGCGAAGAAGACGAUAACGUUCUCUUCACAAUGCCAGCUACGUGGAACAAGAUGAGUAUCGUUCUGCGGGAUAGUGGGGUACUGAAGUUCGUCAAAUAUGUCAGUAAAAACGCUAAGGGUGAUCGGUGGGACAUCAGUGGUUCCUUUGGGGUGAAAUUCUCGGACGAGGAGGGUGAGGAGGAGAUGGUCCCUUUGCCGGAGAGCGACGAGGAAGAGGUUUUUAAUGGGUUCCCUGAUUCAGAUGAUAGUGACUCUGAUUGA